GCAGCUUCAUUUACUAAUCGUCAACAUUACAUUCGUGACAUUCCAGCCGACAGUCAAGUUUUGUUUUCGUACGCUAAUUCUCCAAUUAGAAAAAGUUUAUAUUCUUAUAAGAAAAAUAAAGUGUGUUUUUCAAAAGUUAUACAGAAAUUUUGUUAUUUUAAAUAAUCAGCAGCAUUCACCCAACGCAGAUUUACAAUAACAAAUUGAAAUCUUUCUCAACUUCCGCUUUACCCACACCACACCGCAGUUAACUGAAGUGCUUUUGAUAAAUCGACGUAAAGUAAAAUGUCGCAACCUGUUGCAUUCCUUACACGCAAAGAAACAUUCAGCGCUUGCCAUCGUUUACACAGCCCACAUCUAAGUGACGCCGAAAACGCUGAAGUUUUUGGGAAGUGUAAUCAUAUAAACGGACAUGGGCACAAUUACACCGUGGAGGUAACAGUGCGUGGACCUAUUGACAUACGCACUGGGAUGGUAAUGAAUAUUACUGAAUUGAAGACUGCGUUAGACAGAGUUGUGUUCAAGGAUUUGGAUCAUAAAAAUUUGGACUUAGAUGUAGAUUUCUUCAAAAAAACUCCCAGUACUACGGAAAAUGUUUGUGUUUACAUUUGGGAUAAUGUGCGACAACAUUUGAAACGUCCAGAACUGUUGUACGAAGUAAAAGUCUAUGAAACUGAUAAAAAUUCAGUUAGUUAUCGUGGACCAUACAAUCAUAAUGGCUAUUACCAAGGAAUGCAAAUGAAACGCUCAGCUAAAACUUCUUGCACUAACAUCUCUUCUGAUUCUGACUAAUGCUGCCUGGAGACCACAAGACUCGAAUUGAAUUGUGAAUAUGAAUUUAAUUAAUGUUAGUUAAGGGGAAAUACAACACUAAAAAAUAAAAUUAAAUAAAAUAAAAUGUAGUAUUUUUAUAAUUCCAUUUAAUUUUCUACAAUCGACCUACCUAUCAACAAUGAUUGCCUUUGUUUUGUCGUGUUAGUUCAAUAUAAUUGAUUAUACUCUGCUGUAGCUUCAGUUUCAGAUUCAAUAUUAUUAUAAUUGUAUUACAUAUACUCAAUUUAUAUUCGAUCAAGAUGACCAUUAAUUCAUAUAAUCAAAGAUUGCUGAUCGAUGAUUUUAAUCUACAAUAAUGCGUUGUAAUAUGAACUUCUAGUGUCAUUGAUAUGUGAUUAAGAAAUAUAUGUAAGUAGGUUGAAGAACAUAAGAAUUUCCUUAUUAAUUGAGGAGUUCUUUGUUAGAAAGUAUUUAUUAUUAUGUGCCAUAUUUGAUAACGAAUCUCAUAUCUUCUGUGAAUAGUGCCAUAGGGUUCUAUCCGGCCAAAUGCUGAAAAUACUUUUUUCGAUUAAACCCUACUUGCAGCCGCAAUAGCAACAACAAUAAAAACAAAGCUUAUUAGGAUACCAAAUUAAUCUACACUUUACUUUUACUAUAAAUAAACGUGAAAAGGAACGAGAAAUAAAAUAUGCUUCAUAUACAUAUGUAUACAUAUGUAUAUACAAAUAAAGUCACUCAAUACUCGGUAAAUGGAGGUGUGGACUCAUUUCGACCAAUGGAUCAGAGUUAUCACUUAUUAGAUACUAAUUAAAGUGUGGAACUAAUUACAUACAUUUUUACAAAAUUUUGAUUUCAGUUUGUUUGCGGCGCGAUAACAGCCCGCUUUCAUCCAUAAACAAUUAAAACCUCAGUGUACCAAGAAGCACGUGUGCAAAAACAAAUCGCCACGACAAAUUGAUCAUUUACACCAUGCCAUUGCUUCCAUUAAAAAUACAAUCAACUGGAAUCGUAUGCAAAUUUUGCUGAGUGAUAGUUCAUAUUGAUAGUGGCUUAAGUAGCAAAUAAAAAUUGUAUAACAUUUUAGUGAUAUUAUUUGUUUUAUAUAAACUUACUUUUUUUAUUUUACAUUUAAUUUUUCAAUCACAAACAAUUCUAUUACAGAAACUUGACUAUUUUAAUCAUUGAACUUUCUGCCAAACCAAUAGUAAAAUAUCGGUGUGUACUACAUGUAUGUACAUACAUACAUACGUAAACUGCUUUCGGAAAAUUUUAUAUUUGAAUGUUAGGUCCUUUCAAAUAUUGCUUUUACAUUGUUUUUCAUAUUUUAUUAUUUUUAUUUGCAUUACAUAAUAUUGAAAUAAACAUUUAAAUCCUAAUAGAAAACGCCACGCUAGGGUCAAAACAAAAUAACCAUAAAAACUAGGUUAGAGAACUUGUUACUGUUAUGUAAUACUAAAGUUAAAAAUUCUACCGCCUUUGUUUAAAUUAUUGUGUAAAAAAUAAUAGCUUUUUAUCUUUUGUGGUCUUCGUAUACUAUAGAUAUGUACAUAUACAUAUGUAAAUGAUUCUAUACUCACCUGGUACAGCUUAAACAAGAAAAACGUUAUUCGGUUGCACCGAAGCUAUAAUAUCCUUUACAGCUACGUCUACGUGAUUUUCAUCGUAAAGUUUGUAUGACAGCUAAUAUAUGCUAUAUUAGUUAAAUCUGAACAAUUUUUCCAGAGAUUGCAGCCUUGGAUAAUAAUCAAUGCCAAAUUUUCUGAAGAUAUUUUCUCAAAACUAAAUAUUUUCCCUACAAAGACUGAAUUUGGAUCAUCAGUUUGUAUCGUCAAGAUUGUAACGUUGCCUUGAAAAAAAUCCAUUCCAUUUUUCGUGAAGAUAUCCCGUCAAAUAAAAAAGUUUCCCAUCAACGACUGUACUUGAUCCUUCAGUUUGUAUGGAAGCUUUAUGCAUGGUAGUUCUCCUCUUUGGGAGAAAAGAAGGUUUACAAAAUUUCAGAUCGGCAUCUCAAAAACUGAGAAACUAGUUCGACAGACAUUGAGCGUCUACGGAUAGGGAUGACGUUUGUUUACGGAUGUUUGUCUAAUUUUGUCAGUGUGUUCAGUAAGAUUUGCCGUUGCAUUGUGUCACGUUUCACUUUGGCACAACGCUAGAAAUUUGUUCAAGACGUCGUUUUUGUUGGUAGUUAUUUUAGCUAAAUCGACUCAACGGGGUAUAAAAACACGAAGUAGAAAAUUUGUAUUACGAAAAAAUAUAAUUUUAUUGAAAGUUUCGUUUAUUCUACAUAAAUAGGCGUACAUAGUAGGUUUGAAAUUGCUAAAUUUAAAAUAACCUUUAUAUUACUGUCUGCGAAAUUAAGCAUACAUAAUUUAAAAAACACAUUAGUCCUAGCACUUACGUACCGUUUAAAGAAACAUUAUGUCUAUUUAGAUGAGGUAAUGUAAAUUUCACAAUUAAAUAUUAAUUCAACACAACCUUUGAUUUAUAUACAUAUAU
This is a messenger RNA of Bactrocera dorsalis (oriental fruit fly), 3270 nucleotides long. RefSeq names its product 6-pyruvoyl tetrahydrobiopterin synthase (gene purple). The coding region runs from base 286 to 792 and encodes 168 amino acids. Gene Ontology annotation, molecular function: 6-pyruvoyltetrahydropterin synthase activity. The record is from RefSeq and is a predicted model, not a curated record. The transcript is spliced from 5 exons. Gene Ontology annotation, cellular component: mitochondrion. Gene Ontology annotation, biological process: tetrahydrobiopterin biosynthetic process. Lineage: Eukaryota; Metazoa; Arthropoda; Insecta; Diptera; Tephritidae.